Messenger RNA from Pieris brassicae (large cabbage white), 862 nucleotides. RefSeq lists its product as uncharacterized. The transcript has 5 exons. Lineage: Eukaryota; Metazoa; Arthropoda; Insecta; Lepidoptera; Pieridae. The coding region runs from base 158 to 784 and encodes 208 amino acids. The record is from RefSeq and is a predicted model, not a curated record.
ACGUGAAAAAUUAUGCGUAAUGUCAUUAAGCUAACGAAAUUUUUGUGUAAUCAUUAAAAAAUUAAAAAAUGUAAAUCCGUGUAAGAAUUUAACAAAAAUAUAUUAAAAAAUGAUAUUACCCAGUCUUUAAAUUAUUUAGGUAGAAAAUACUACAAAAAUGGCGAGUUGCUGCGCGUGUACUAACGCUGCGGGCGGCAGCACAGCCAAUGCCUUACCCUUAAUCUGCCUGGUUCCCCGCGAUGACGCACGCGAGCCCACGCCCGGCCAGAAACCACGUCCUAUGUCAUCUGGAACACCCUCUGCCGACUUCCAAUUACUCGAUGAAGACUACAUCAAGAAACAUUUCAAGCUGCCGCAGCGUGCUCUUUAUUUGGAUCCAUUCCGCCGACCUCUGAUAACGUUUCCUAUGACCCAAGAGGAUGUAAAACACUUUAACUUAGCGAGGAAGUAUAAAAUUAACCAACAAAUAUUGGACGGUUCUCUCGACCCGAGCGAAGCUAUUUCAGCUCCUAGUGUCUUCCCCUACUCGAAGUCUGAGUCAGAAAAGAAAAAAGAAGCCGAAGAAGAAGAGGAAAUUAUUUAUAUUCUUCAGUUACCAGACUGGGAGUUCAACUGUCCAGUUCACAAUCAAAGAAUUAAAACGCCAAGGUUUAUAUGGCACUCCUGUAAGAAGUCACCAAAAGCAAAAGAAGGCGGACCUAAACGUGGAGGUGGACCUCUCAAUAAGCCUAAACCCUGGCUACUUAGUAGGCAUACAGACUUUGACUUAUUAUCACAAUGGUAAAAUAUUGUACCGUUUCGACAUCAAAUUUGAUGUAAUAGUCGAAUAAAAAACCUAGUGUUGCAAAAAAUAAAAUAAAAA